GGAUCUCAUGUUGAGUGGUGUAAACAGCUUAUAGCUGCUACAAUUUCUAGUCAGAUUUCAGGUUCAGUGACAUCAGACAAUGUAUCCAGAGAGUGCAAGGCCCUAAGGGAUGGGAAUAAGCUGGCACAGAUGGAAGAAGCUCCACUUUUUCCAGGAGAAUCAAUCAAGGCCAUUGUUAAAGAUGUCAUGUACAUCUGCCCGUUUAUGGGAGCAGUGAGUGGCACCUUGACAGUGACGGACUUUAAAAUGUACUUCAAAAAUGUAGAGAGGGAUCCUCAUUUCGUCCUCGACGUUCCCCUUGGAGUCAUCAGCCGAGUGGAGAAGAUCGGAGCACAGAGCCAUGGAGCCAAUUCUUGUGGUAUAGAGAUUGUGUGCAAGGAUAUGAGGAACUUGCGACUUGCUUAUAAACAAGAUGAACAGAGUAGACUGGGGAUAUUUGAAAACCUCAACAAGCAUGCAUUUCCUCUUUCCAACGGGCAGAUGCUAUUUGCAUUCAAGUAUAAAGAAAAAUUUCCAAUUAACGGCUGGAAAGUUUAUGACCCAGUAUCUGAAUAUAAGAGACAGGGUUUGCCCAAUGAGAGUUGGAGAAUAUCCAAAAUAAACAGUACUUAUGAGUUCUGUGACACCUACCCUGCUGUCAUUGUUGUGCCAACUAGCGUAAAAGAUGAUGAUCUUUCAAAAGUGGCAGCCUUUAGGGCAAAAGGCAGAGUCCCUGUGUUGUCCUGGAUUCAUCCGGAAAGUCAGGCCACGAUUACCCGUUGCAGCCAGCCACUUGUGGGCCCCAAUGAUAAGCGCUGCAAAGAAGAUGAAAAAUAUUUGCAAACAAUAAUGGACGCUAACGCACAGUCACACAAACUGAUCAUCUUUGAUGCCCGGCAAAACAGUGUCGCCGAUACCAACAAGGCAAAAGGUGGAGGGUAUGAAAGUGAAAGCGCUUACCCGAACGCUGAGCUCGUGUUUCUGGAAAUCCACAACAUUCACGUAAUGAGAGAGUCGCUCCGGAAACUGAAGGAGCUCGUCUAUCCAUCCAUCGACGAGGCCCGGUGGCUAUCUGGCGUGGAUGGGACGCACUGGCUGGAGUACAUAAGGACACUUCUUGCUGGGGCAGUCCGAAUUGCUGAUAAAAUAGAAUCUGGGAGAACCUCAGUGGUCGUGCACUGCAGUGACGGUUGGGACCGAACAGCCCAGCUCACAUCUCUGGCCAUGCUGAUGCUGGACAGCCAUUAUCGGACCAUUAAAGGAUUCGAAGCCCUCAUAGAAAAGGAGUGGCUAAGCUUCGGACAUAGGUUUGCGCUGCGAGUGGGCCAUGGUGAUGACAACCACGCUGAUGCGGACAGAUCCCCUAUUUUUCUUCAGUUUAUUGAUUGCGUUUGGCAGAUGACAAGACAGUUCCCUUCAGCGUUCGAGUUCAGUGAGCUCUUCUUGAUCACAAUCUUGGAUCACCUUUAUAGUUGUCUCUUUGGGACUUUUUUGUGCAACUGUGAACAACAGCGAUUCAAAGAGGAUAUAUAUACAAAGACUAUCUCUUUAUGGUCUUAUAUCAAUAGCCAGCUAGAUGAAUUUUCUAAUCCCUUCUUUGUGAACUAUGAAAACCACGUGUUAUAUCCUGUUGCAAGUCUGAGUCAUUUGGAAUUAUGGGUAAACUAUUAUGUACGAUGGAAUCCACGAAUGAGGCCUCAGAUGCCAAUUCACCAGAACCUCAAGGAACUGCUGGCCAUCCGGACGGAGCUGCAGAAGAGGGUGGAGGACCUGCAGCGGGAGGUGGCCGCGCGCUCCAUCUCGUCCUCGUCCGAGCGCGGCUCCUCACCUCCCCACUCGGCCACGCCGGUGCACACUUCCGUCUGA
Messenger RNA from Orycteropus afer afer, 1845 nucleotides. The record is from RefSeq and is a predicted model, not a curated record. Lineage: Eukaryota; Metazoa; Chordata; Mammalia; Tubulidentata; Orycteropodidae.